UUUAUAUUUGUUCCUCUCCUUGUACCUUCACUGCCACCGUUCCCCAACGGGGUACGUUCCGCGUCAGUUUUGGGGCCCCUUCCCGGAGGUGGCAGGGGGAUUGGGGGGUGAGGGAGGAGGCGGCUGUGCUGUGUUGCUGAUGCCGGGGGGGACUGAUGGCAGCGGCAGGAUGAGCCGUCCCUCGGCAGAUUCGCCCUCUGAAGUGAAAGCCUGUUUGGUUUUAAACCUCUGAUUCAUCAUGGGAACAAAUGGAUGGGCUCCAGGGUGCAGAAACACUCAGAUAUUUGCAGUAGCAGUUGCGUGAACCGUGUUGGAGCAGUCAAUGAAAGCUGCUGUUGAAUUCUUUAAAACUCUCUUGUAGGUGAUGGCCCGUGCCGUUGACACCACAAACCGUGAGGAGAAACAGCUUCCUAAAAAGAGAGAAACUAUGAUCUGGAAGCCCAGAAAAGAAUGUUUGCUGGACAACAUUCCAAACAUUCCUGAUAGCAAGCCUGAGGAAAGUGAAGCCUCUGAUACCUCUCCCAGUGAAGAUGAUGAGAGUGUCUCUCCUUAUGACUGGUACAAGGUGCGCUGUUACCUGGAUGAGGAGGAUGAUGAAGUCUCCAGUAUACCUGACUCUCCAAAGCUGCAAAACGCUGCUGAGCACGAGGUGGAGGACUGGGACAAAGAACUGGAGGAGUCUGCAUGCAGUCCUUAUGAUGCUGAUGAUCUGUGCUGUGGAAGCUUUCAGGAAAAUAAUGUUCUGGCCUCAUACGUGUGGAAGGAGGAUUGGUUUUACCAGCCAGGCUGUCACCACGCAGCCUGCUUUGUCUCUCCACCACGAGUCAGGGGCGAGGUUGAGAGUGGCCAGUUUGACGAUGCAGAUGAGUGAGGCUGACCCUGGGCAGAAGGCUUUGUGAGUUUUGCCAUGCUAAUCCCUCUGUGUCUGUAAGUUUUAGUUUCCUCUCCUUUUCACCUGAUGCUGUCAGAUGGAUUUGAAGAGCUUCAAAAACUCUCCCUCCCUUGAGCUUCUCUGUUGUAUUUCCACGUGGUUCUAGUUCCCAUUUGUGAUUCUGAUACUUCUUAUUACCAAAACCAGCUGUGGCAAAUACAGA
Molecule: messenger RNA, 1094 nt
Organism: Empidonax traillii (willow flycatcher)
Lineage: Eukaryota; Metazoa; Chordata; Aves; Passeriformes; Tyrannidae
Gene: COPRS
Product: coordinator of PRMT5 and differentiation stimulator
Exons: 4
Coding region: 365-871 (168 amino acids)
Cellular component (GO): nucleus
Molecular function (GO): histone binding
Source: RefSeq, a predicted model, not a curated record